Gastrolobium bilobum is the source of this 813-nucleotide messenger RNA. Its product is annotated as adenine phosphoribosyltransferase 3-like. Gene Ontology annotation, biological process: adenine salvage. The transcript is spliced from 6 exons. NCBI's taxonomy places the organism in Eukaryota, Viridiplantae, Streptophyta, Magnoliopsida, Fabales, Fabaceae. Gene Ontology annotation, molecular function: adenine phosphoribosyltransferase activity. The record is from RefSeq and is a predicted model, not a curated record. Gene Ontology annotation, cellular component: cytoplasm; cytosol. The coding region runs from base 85 to 639 and encodes 184 amino acids.
UCACCUUCUCUUUCCACCUUCUUGUUUUUCUUUUUUCCCUUUCCCUCUUUUUGUACUUAACUCACUUCACCAAUCAUAUGCACAAUGUCGGUUUACACUGACCAGGAUCCCCGUCUUCAUGGCAUCAAAACUAAGAUUCGCGUCGUCCCCAAUUUUCCUAAAUCGGGUAUUAUGUUCCAAGACAUUACUACUCUGCUGCUCGAUCCCAAAGCCUUUAAGGACACAAUCGAUUUGUUCGUUGAGCGAUACAAGGGCAAAAAUAUUUCUGUUGUUGCAGGAAUUGAAGCUCGGGGUUUUAUUUUUGGUCCUCCUAUUGCACUGGCAAUAGGUGCGAAGUUUGUCCCAUUGAGGAAACCAAAGAAGUUGCCUGGCAAAGUUAUUUCUCAAGAAUAUAUUCUGGAAUAUGGAAGGGACUGUCUUGAGAUGCAUGUUGGAGCAGUUGAACCUGGUGAGCGUGCUUUAGUGGUUGAUGAUUUGAUUGCAACCGGUGGAACUCUCUGUGCGGCUAUGGACUUGCUAGAACGUGUGGGAGCAGAAGUAGUGGAAUGUGCAUGUGUAAUUGAAUUACCAGAAUUGAAGGGUCGUGAACGUUUGAAUGGGAAGCCCUUGUAUGUGCUUGUGGAAUAUUUGGAGGUAUGAGCUGCGCAUUAAUAUGGUUCGGCCCAGACAAUGGAGUUGUAGAUUUGGGAGAUGUGUUAUUCAGUGGGUACUUUCCCAUUUGAAUUCCUAAGCUAGCUUGUAGUAGGAACAGUCACAAAUCAAAUUAAUGAAUUUGUAUGACCCACCCUUUGGGACACUCGUCUUAUCUCUGCU